GCAGCAGUUAGUUCAACUUAGUGAUAUAAAGUGGCUAGAGGCUUAAAUUAUUGUAAUGUCGACGGAAAUUAUUAAAAUAAUUCACAAUUUAUGCUUUGGCCUGAGAAGAAAACAUGUUCUGUUUGUGAUAGCUUUGGUGACUGUAAUAAUUUAUUAUGAUUUCUAUAAUAUUCAUAGUCUUAAAUCCAGAUUAAGUCUCUAUGAUACCAAACGGUAUAUAGAGAUGAGGUUAGCGCAGACAUUGAAAGAGGAUAAAGGUACAGGCUGUCAGAUUCCAAAGCUGAACCCAUACUCCAAAGAGGUGACCCAGUUUGAUGUGGACAUGCCCAAAGUUAUAUGCAGCGGAGAAGACUGGGUGAAAUGCUAUCUAUCAGAAUGCAAAUUGGUUCCUCAUAUUUUGGAGACGACCGAUUAUGUAGUGUGUACGUACAAUGACAUCAUAUACGUUAAUGACAAUAAGUACACUUUUGGACCUCCAGUGAAGGUACACGCGUCAGAUAACUACGUACUCUCUAAAAGUGACCAUGUAAAGAUAUCCUGUAGGGGUGUUCAAAAGAACAGCACUCGCGCCUCAAAAUGGAAGGGAUAUGGUGUUGGUUACCGCGAAUAUGUCAAUCCUAAGACUCCACCGCCAGGCAGAGAAAACACAUUCAACAUCCUACUGUUCGGUUUUGACUCCACAUCCAGGAAUGGCUUUAUACGGAGGAUGCCGAAGAGCUAUAAGGUUCUUACUGAAGAGUUGGGCGCGACUGUCUUGCAUGGAUACAAUAUAUUGGGCGACGGAACGCCAGCCGCGUUGUUGCCGAUAUUAACUGGCAAGACCGAACUGGAGUUGCCGGAUGUUAGGAAGAAGGCAAAAAACAAUGAUACUCUAGAAUCGAUCCCAUUUAUUUUUUACAAAGCAGCCGAAGAUGGUUACCGUACAGCGUUUUACGAAGAUAUGCCCUGGAUAGGUACGUUUAAUUACCGUUUCAAAGGGUUCCAGCGACAGCCGUCCGAUCAUUAUCUUAGAGCUUUGCUGAUGGAUGAGACAACGAAGGGCAAGAUAUGGUUGCGGCAGCCAAAGCGACGCUACUGUUUUGGUGACUCACCUCAGUACAAAAUCAUGUUCAAUCUUACUGAACAGCUCUUCAUGCUCCAUGGCAAGAAGUUUUGCUUUACUUUCAUAGUUGACAUUACCCACGAUGACUUCAAUUACAUCACCACAUCUGAUGAAGAUUUCGUGGACUUCUUGAGGAACUUCUUGAAGCUGGGGAGAGGAGAGGACACCAUGAUGCUGGUGUUUGGUGAUCAUGGACCCAGAUAUGCCAAAGUGCGAGCCACAUUGCAAGGUAGACUUGAAGAGCGGAUGCCACUGAUGGCCAUCCGUCUGCCUGAUGCGCUCCGGAGACGACAUCCCCACGCUCAGGCCAGCCUGGAAGCGAACGUGGACGUGCUGACCACGGCGCACGACGUACACGCGACUGUUCUAGACGCCAUGGAUCUGAGGAAAUACUGGAACCCCUACAGGAUCAAUGGCGCUGAUCUAACUAGGGGGUUGACGUUGUUAGAAGAGAUCCCCAAGAAUCGUUCAUGCAGCGAGGCGGGAAUUGAACCCCAUUGGUGUUCGUGUCUGACCUGGGAGAACAUAUCACAUGAGGACGUGAUAUACACAAAGACAGCAAACGUACUCGUGGAUUAUAUUAAUUCACUCACAGAAUAUAUGAGAUCGCGAUGUGAGAUUCGUACUCUAACCAAUAUAGAGUGGGUGAUGCGACAGCGUGUUAACAACGGUGUGUUGACGUUUGUGGAGGCCAAAGACGCUGAUGGUUACGAGGGGAGGUUCGGUGAUAAGUUGAGACCUGCUAGAGAGAACUAUCAGGUCAAGAUAACAGUAGGCCCUGGUAGAGGCGUGUACGAAGCUUCUAUGACCUACGUUGUUAAAGAAGACAAAUUCUAUCUGGACUCCCGGGAUAUCUCUAGGACUAACGCAUACAACAGUGAACCGCAUUGUAUUACCGAGAAUAAUCCUCAUUUAAACAUGUAUUGUUAUUGUAAGAAUAGUUCGUAGUAAUUUGCGACUUGCAAACUGUUUAGUUACUUAAAAUGUUAUGUAAAUACUGAAGCAAUACAAGUUUAUUAACAAACAAGUUUAAUAUAGAAUUUUUGUCUGUUUAUUUAAUAUUUCAUGAAUUUACGAGAGGUGGGGACAACAUAACAUUAUAGGCUACAAGUUACUGUUGGAGACAAAGUAUUUGUCCACGCGGACGACAUCGCAGGCAACAACUAAUCUAGAAUACCUAAGGAAACAUGCACUUUGAAUGUUUUUGUACUGAACAAUAACAAAACCUAAAAUCUGUUUAAAAUUAUGGAAAUAAUAUUAUUAGGUAAUAGCGCAAGGCUGGAAAUAUUUGUAUUAAAUAUGCUUUCAUUGUUGAUUAAUGUUUUGAUCUCAGCUGCGUUCCAACUAGAUACCGCACUACCUAACAACAAUAGCUUUUUAUCACGGCAACUGGUACAUGCUUGUGUGCGUGGAAU
This is a messenger RNA of Leptidea sinapis, 2517 nucleotides long. RefSeq lists its product as uncharacterized. The record is from RefSeq and is a predicted model, not a curated record. The transcript is spliced from 13 exons. NCBI's taxonomy places the organism in Eukaryota, Metazoa, Arthropoda, Insecta, Lepidoptera, Pieridae. The coding region runs from base 56 to 2050 and encodes 664 amino acids.